Molecule: messenger RNA, 4785 nt
Organism: Harpegnathos saltator (Jerdon's jumping ant)
Lineage: Eukaryota; Metazoa; Arthropoda; Insecta; Hymenoptera; Formicidae
Gene: sad
Product: Cytochrome P450 family protein sad
Exons: 7
Coding region: 2097-3776 (559 amino acids)
Biological process (GO): cholesterol metabolic process; cortisol metabolic process; C21-steroid hormone biosynthetic process
Cellular component (GO): mitochondrial inner membrane
Molecular function (GO): monooxygenase activity; oxidoreductase activity, acting on paired donors, with incorporation or reduction of molecular oxygen; iron ion binding
Source: RefSeq, a predicted model, not a curated record
ACUUAUCGCAUUUUUAGCAGGAAAUUGUUACCGGACAGAUUUUCGGAGCACUCGAGCACCUCACGAUCCCGAUCCCGAUAAACGGAAUAUUCACAGAAUGUGAAGUCUGGACGAACAGGUCUCGUAGGUCUAUGACACCUUGUGUGAUGCUCCAGCGGGAAUCCAUUCGCGCAAAGGGUUUGAUCGUAUCUUCAACCGGAACGCGAAGGGGUCGUUGUUCUAGAUAACGGCAUGCCUAAAGAACGGUAUUCGAUCCCCUGAUGGUUACGAACUCACGGAUCCUCUUGCGGAAAAGGUCAUCGCGAUCGCAUCGGCUACGCUGCGCUGCAUUGUGCUGCGCUACGUUGCGCUCCGCCCCGCUUCGUUUCCUUCCGGUCUCGCUUUCCUGUUUCGUACGGCCCGCAGGCCGUACACCAGGAAGCUGGGAGUGCGAAGCAGUAAAGUUCGGGUUGCUCGUCAGACGAGUUCAGAUUAGCUUGACUCGAUUCACGUCUCCGGCGCGUCUUGUCGGCGAGCGACUUGUCAGGUCGCGCAAUUUGUGCUACGGCACAUCGGGCAUAGGUCCAGAGAGUGCCGGGAAAAUUCGUGCGCGAAUGUCAGUUCGUAGACGCACAGCGGCGCACGAGGAGGUGCCUCCGUAGGUUCCUCGACAGUGCCCUUGUAGAAUCUCGACAAAUUUUUAUUCAGCUUGCCGCGCGAGUCCGCCGAAAAAUAUUCUCACUAUUGGUUCGAUUUUAUCAAAUUUCAUACUCGUUUCAUCUUCGAUUGCACUUGCACACGUAUCUUGACGCUGAUCAAAUCAACACUUGCAGAGGAAGUCCGUUCGCUUUUUCGAGAAGAAUUUCAACGUUGCAAAAAUUCCAUUGUUUUCCCAAUAAACAGGUGGAAAAAUUAAUUUCAGAUCAGGCGAAUCGACGAAUCGAAAUUACAAGUGGAAAUUUUACGAACUGUGAAACUCGUGUAAAUUUAAAAUGAUAUCCACGUUUGAGAGACACUGGACUGAAGGAUAGCGUUUUAUCGUUAACGUAGCACUUUCGAGAUUGCGAUUUCGGUCCGGUCAAUCGACGCAGUCGCUCACUCGUUAGAAAGUGCAUCGGUUUCUGCGAUUGCAGUCAGAUCAGCACAUUCGCCUCGCAGCAUGUAUCGUUCCAUUGACCGUGAACGGGUUUCGUGUUCGUCGGUGACGACGAGAAACGCUACGCGUUCGUCUCGUCGUCAGCGAAAGAUAAAGCUCUUUACAAUUUGUCGCGCUUAAGUGCACGUUACCGUAUUAUUGUUUUCUUCUUAAUUACUUUUAUCUGCCGCGACGAUUCCGCGCUUGCACGACGCGCGAAAGAAUGCAUGUGUUGAGUUAUUAUAGCGGCACGACGUUCGAUGGCACAAGCGUAAAAACAGCUCGGUGGUGCGGCCAAGUGCAGCGCGACGAAGCGCACGAGAUAAAGCAGCGUGGACUGUUAAGUGGAAAAAGAAAGAGCGCACUUUCCCACGUGGAGUAAACGUGUACAAAUUUCUUCGCAGGAGCAUCCCUUUGUCGUAGAGACGCCACGAGGAACGCGCGAACGUACCGAUCGACAAAUCGUACAAAGCGCGAUAUAUCGCGUACAUCGUCAAAUACUCAUUGUUACUUAACAACAAGAUAAAAGAGUCGCCGGGAGAUAAGCGAAAAAGCAAGUCCUCAUCGCGAUCGUGCGAUCUGGAUGGAUAAGUAGUAGUUAUUUAUCGGGCGCUUUGGCCAAAGAGAAAAGUCCCGUGGAGCGUACGACGAACGACACGGUGCAAACGUCAACAGACGAUAUAAAUGCAAAACGAAUCCCGAGCGGAGGUAAAAAAGAAAAGAGUACGACCGAGCGAACGAACAACAUGGCAUUAGCGACACGCGCAAACGAGCCUGAAGCAAAGUAUAACCGACAGCUUCGAUUUCCAAAUAAAAAUCUCGAUAAAAGUGUGCGACAAUAUUUGUGUUUAUACACGGAAUAUGUAAUAGACAACGUCCUCAGUGUCGUUUUGGAAACCGAGGAGAACGUUAAUUAAGUGGAACUUCCCGUAGCCGGCUUGCCGGAACCUCCUCGUAUCUUGUCCGUUGUCGCUGCGCCAAGAUGCACGUGGUACCCAAGGUCGCGCGGAGAAGCUUACCGAGCCUACACGACACCCCGCUCUGGCAAACAUCACGCAGCUUCCUGUUAGGACAUUUGGCGCCCGCCACGUUGAGCAACAAGGACACUGCCGCCUGUCCGACAGCGGGGAGGAACGCUGGAAAGGGAAAUGACAUUUUAUCAUCACGAACGUACACGAGUGACUUUAAUCACAUGACGAGGAGAGAACCACCGGAGCCGCGAGGACUUCCGCUCGUCGGCACGAUGUUCUCCUUGAUUAUGGCCGGCGGCGGGAAGAAGCUGCACGAGUACGUGGACAAACGGCACCGACAAUUAGGCCCGAUCUACCGCGAGAGUAUUGGACCGGUGCGCGCAAUCUUUGUCAACUCACCCAACGAAUUCCGGCGGAUCUUCCGGCUGGAAGGUACCAUGCCGCGUCACUUCCUGCCGGAGUCCUGGUUGCUCUAUAACGAGAUCAGGCAACAACGCCGAGGACUACUCUUCAUGGACGGAGAGGAAUGGCUGUACUACCGCAGGAUCCUUAACAAGCUGAUGCUGAUGCCUAAUUCGGUAGACUUGAUGUGCGCGCCCUGCCAACAAGUCGCCGAGAGUCUCACGGAGAAGUGGAGAAUCGAGAGUCGUGACGGUGCAACGAUCAGGGAUAUGAAGAAUCAGCUUUAUCAAUGGUCCAUAGAAGGUAACAUCUUCGUUUUAUACUUGAACGACAUUAAAUGUCCCAGUAGUGUUGAGGUCUUUCUUCUUUUAGUGAUGCUGGCAAUUCUCAUGGGCUCACGGUGGCCGGAUUGCAAGCAGCAGAUGGCCUCCAGGUACGAGCAUUUGGCGCUGAUGCUGCACCAGGUCUUUGAGCAAUCGGUUGUGUUAUCAAUGAUGCCGGCCAAGCUGGCGAUGCAGCUGAGACUGCCGAUCUGGAAGAAAUUUGUCACGACUGCUGAUACGAUCCUGGACAUGGUGCGUGUUAUGGUGCCGGAAUUGUUGCAGUUAGGCGGCGACGGUUUGCUGUCGCUGAUGGUGAACGAUGGCAUUCGCGGCAAUGACGCCAUUAAAAUCAUCGCGGAUUUCAUCAUAGCUGCUGGCGACACGUCAGCGACUUCCAUGCAAUGGGCGUUGUUGUUGCUCAGCGGUCGUCCCGAGCUGCAAGACCAGUUGUUUGACGGUAUCAAAGACCUGUCACCGGAGGAGACCAUGCAGCAUCCUCUGCUAAAGAACAUAUUGAGAGAGACGCUGAGGAUGUAUCCCGUUGCGCCGUUCCUCACGAGAUACUUGGCGGCGGACAACUUGAUCGGCGAUUACUUCGUGACGAAGGAGGACUUGUUGAUCCUGUCGAUUUGGUCGAGCGGCCAUAACGCGGAGCACUUCCCGCAGCCAGAGGAGUUCCAGCCGGAGAGAUGGAUCAGAAUAGAGUCGGGUGGUUAUCAGGGCGUCAAUCAUCCGUACGGCAUGUUGCCGUUUGCGCUGGGUGCGAGAAGCUGCAUCGGACGUAAACUCGCGGAAACGCAAAUAUACCUUACGCUGGCGGAGUUGAACAAGAACUUCAGGAUCGACUGCAAGAAUCGGGACCGCAUACAAAUGAUCCUGAACUUGGUCGCCGUGCCCUCGGAACCUAUUAUAUUAAAAUUGACAAAAAGUUUGAUGCAGUUUGAAACGCAACCGAUAGUCCAAUAAGAGUACUUCUGAGAAUUGAUGAAACAAGUGUUCUCAUUGAACGAUCGACUACGUUCCGAAUUUCAUAAAAAAAGAAAUAAAAUUUUUAUUCAGACCAUGGAGUGAAACCAAGUGUGCGUUACCUAACAAACAUAUAUGUAUGUCAAGCGCAUAAACAAAUAUAUGCUUUUCUUAUCUGACCGUUAUUCGUCAGUGUGCGAUUCUCGUGAAGAAAAAGCAGUACUUUCGUCGAUCUUUUAAUGUAUAAAUCUUCCAUGUUAUCUUCUUUUAACAUAAUUCAAGGAAAUAAUUUUAAAUGCUUUUACAUAUUAUGACGAUAGUUUUUGAGAUUAAAUUAAUAUUAUAUCGAUGCAUUUAACACAUAAUUCAAGACAAGUUUUGUUCCGAAAAUUCUUUAAUUGACGAGUAUCGGAAUUAACAGUGAGUUUUCAAAAUGUUUUUAACUAUUUAUUUAAUACAUUAGGAUAUCAAGCGGAUUCGAUUGAAAAAAACGAUUCACACACGUCAGUCAAUGUCUAGUUAUAAUGAUUUUCUUUGCAUGUAGAAUGAAGAAUAUGACACAGCACUUGAAGUUUCGAUAUGCGCGUAUACGCAUGUCCAUUGUUCUCAAAAAACUUAUAUUUUAUAAUCUCAAAUUGUUACUUCAUUGACAUCAGACUAAAGCUCUUUCAUAACGAUCUGACGCGGUAUUGUGGUGUGAAUGAAUCGAUCUUAAUUUCCCAAAUAUAACGAAAUCAAGGCAUGUCCAAUAUUAUAACGAAUAAAUGCAACUUUUAGAUAUGUUUGUUGAAUUUUCAUUUAAACGUCGAAAGAGAAAAAAUUAAUGUUAAGAAAAGUCUGAUAUGCGAAGGAAGCCACUUUGAGAUGUAUAUCGAUAUUAUUAUCAAGAUGUAAAACAACAAUUAAGAUGUGUCCAAUAUUAUAGCGAAUAAAUGCAAGUUUCAGAUAUGCUCGUUUAAUUCUUUUUGAACAUAGAGAAUCAAUGUUAGAAAUGAAUGUCAGUCUGUGA